Thlaspi arvense is the source of this 476-nucleotide messenger RNA. Lineage: Eukaryota; Viridiplantae; Streptophyta; Magnoliopsida; Brassicales; Brassicaceae. The record is from the annotation of a GenBank genome assembly.
AUGACUAGGAGGCUUAGUUUCAUCAUUGGAAUCAGUUAUACACACAUGGGGUCUGCAUCUGAAAGGGUCCAGUUUACAUAUCCUUACGCCACUGUCUAUUGUAAUUGCAGUCAUUAUGGGUGCUAUAUUCCUCGGAAGAUCCACUUCACCUUGGAAGAGUGGAGAGGAAGAAGAAGAGGUUCAGUGUAUGUGGCUUUAGGGUGUGAUGUGGCGACGAUUGUGAGGUUCAAGGACCAUGUAUCAGCCCAAAGGCAUGCAAUGCCCAUUGUGCAUCUCUGGGAAGUUACAAAUAUGGAGGAAUUUGUUUAAGAUUGGGUUGUUGGUGCAAAUUGGAUGCUAAACUUCGUGGUCGUGCUAUAUCUGGUCCUUUUAAACACUAAUGUAUUAAUAAUUCACUAUAUGAAUAAAAAAAUAUAUAUUCAAAUAUGGUGGUUUACAUUAUCUCACUAAUAUAGUAAAAAAAAAAUGAAUUAUUA